Biomphalaria glabrata is the source of this 1726-nucleotide messenger RNA. Its product is annotated as serpin B4-like. The transcript is spliced from 7 exons. Gene Ontology annotation, molecular function: serine-type endopeptidase inhibitor activity. The record is from RefSeq and is a predicted model, not a curated record. Bases 500 to 1672 code for a protein of 390 amino acids. Lineage: Eukaryota; Metazoa; Mollusca; Gastropoda; Planorbidae.
UAGUGUUAUAAACUACCUUUAUUGAAAUCGUAACUAUUCUUAUUGGCAGCCAUCGUUUGGCAAUUGAGAUAGAAGUCAUUUCGACCGACCGUCAUAAUUUUUAUCUAGUUAUCACGUUUUAAUCUUGUGAAUGGCCUGGUUCUAAUUGACCAAUCACUGCAGCUCUUAACAGGCGCAACUCUGCACGAAUUGUGUCGGCCUAAUCCACUUUCAAUGCAUCGGUAAGAAGAGGCAAUUUAUAGUUUCACAUUCUCAUAUCCAUUGGAAUAUUCUUGAACAUAUUUCGCUAAAAUUAACCUAACAUAAACAUUACAUGAAACUAACAUUUUUCUAUGAGGAAACUGAUAUGAUAUUUGAAAAUGUAGUAACAUAAACGUGAAAUAAAACUGACAUUAAACUAUAAUAAAACUGAAACUAAAUCAGGGUAACAAAAACACACAAUAAAAGCUAUGCUAUAAUGUUCUUCCUAUAUUUUGGCUACAGUUUCUAAAGUAACUCAAUGAUCCACCUAUCUAUAUUUCUGGCCUUUAUUGGUCAACUGGUCAGUGCUGACCAACAACAACGGCUGGCUUUGUCUUCGGCCUCAUCAGAUUUCUCUCAAAGGCUUUACCAGAAAGUUGCUCUGAACGAGUCUAAUAUCGUCUACUCACCUUACAGCAUCCAUUCGCUUUUAACAAUGACGUCCCUUGGGGCAAGGGGAGACACUGCAGCUGAGAUGAAGAAUGUGCUAAGUAUUACUUCCCUUGGUGAAUCUGUCCAUUCUCUAUACAGAGAGACGAUCCAGCAGUUGAAUUCACAGACCGACGUUCAACUUCUCACCGGAAACGCCAUCUUCAUCAAUCCUAGCUAUCCCAUAGUGCCAGAGUUCAUUCAGGAGACAGCGAAUGAAUAUUUUGCUUUAACAGACCACUUCGAAUUCUCCGCCAACGAAGGUCCAGAAAAAACAAUCAACGAUUACGUUGAGGUCAAAACUGGACACAUGGUUAAGGAUGUACUAGAACCAGAUACUAUAGAUAAUUAUACAGUGAUGCUGCUAGUCAACACCCUGUUUUUUAACGGCACCUGGAACUCACCUUUCAACGAAACAGAAACAAGAAAGCAAGAUUUUCAAACGCCAGGUGGCGCUGUCAAACAGGUUGACAUGAUGAGUGGAUAUCAAAUAGAAACAAACAUAAAGACAGAUGACGUCAAUAAAGUUGACGUAGCCGAGAUUGCUUUUAAAGGAAAAAGAUUUGCCUUGUACAUUGCACUGCCACAGGAAGUUGAUGGCAUCACCGACCUAGAAAUUCUGCUACAGAAAGCUGGCAAGGUGGAUGAGCUGUUUACUGAUCUUAAAACUGAAAAUGUUGAAAUGGCCAUCCCCAAGUUUAAAAUUGAGACCAAAAUUGAACUGGAUGAUUUUUUGAUUGAUAUGGGAAUGGUUCAAGCUUUUUCAUUUGAAUUAGCAGAUUUUAGUGGAUUAUCUCAAGAAGCUCAAGUCUAUAUCAGUAGAGUAAUUCACAAGGCUGUCAUUGAAGUCCAGGAGUCUGGCACGGUGGCUGCGGCAGCUACUGCGGCUAAAAUUUCUGGGAGAAAAAAACUUCUUUCCUUUAUCGCUGACCAUCCGUUCCUUUUCUUUCUGAGAGACAAAGAAACUGGACAGGUCAUCUUUCAGGGGAAAUUUUCAGGCUAAUUAUUUGUAAUGUAUUGAACUCCAUUAAAGCUAAAAAUAAAAUAUUUUCAUUAA